AUGGCAGCAGUACUCGGGACCCAGGAACACGGCUUGUACGAUAGCGGAGACGAGUGGGAAGUCGGGGUCGGCGACCUCAUCAUCGAUUUGGACGCAGAUUUAGAGAAGGACCGGCGUAGAGCAGAGGAAGAGAAAAUUAUGGUCGCUCCUUCACUGCAGAAGGAGUCAAAGACUGGAGCUGCCGGAAAGGACCUGAAAAUGAAAGUCAAACGCAGCAAAGGGGUGAAUGGAGCGAAGACUUCCUAUAGUAUUUCAGAUCUGAACGUGGGGAAGAAAGAUGGCGACUCCCAGUACGAUUUUGACGGGGAGAGCAGCCCCGGUGCUGUACCUACGGCGGCGGGGAAGGCUGGCAAGGCCGCGUCUGGUCAGGACAAACCGGGCAAGGCGCGGGGAGGCAGCGCCGGGAAGGGAGGACGGAAUAACGAAAAGGCCAAUAAAGAUGGCGGGAAUCCAUCAAAAGAGGCUUUGAGCCAGCAUGACGAGUCGACUGGGACGAACAUCAAUAGUCAAAGUUCCCAUGGUAACGAGGAUGGGCAAAAAUGCACCAGUUCAGGCAAAAACGCCAAACGGGAGGAGAAAGCAGCGACCAAAGGUAAAAGUUCUCCUAAAAAGGACAAGGACAAAUCCAAGGACUCCAGCCACGGCGGCAAGACCUCCAAGGGAAGCAAGAAAGCCAGCAAGGCAGAAAAAGCCGAUAAGGGUCAGUCUGGGGCAGAGAAGACGAAGCAGUCCAAUAGUACACCCCUGAUGCCCCCACCCCCUCCGCCGCCUCCCCCCACCCCCUCGCCCAUCUCCGCUCAGUCUCCGGUCUUCAUCCCCUCCGUGCUGCCCCCGACCACACCCCCGUCCGUGCGCCAUGUCGGCACCAACACCACCGAGAUCGGCGUGGUGACGGAGCCCGAGUGUCUGGGACCAUGUGAGCCGGGAACCAGCGUCAACCUGGAGGGGAUCGUGUGGCACGAGACCGACGGAGGUGUUCUGGUGGUGAACGUUACCUGGCGGAACAAGACGUAUGUGGGAACCCUGCUGGACUGCAGCAAACAUGACUGGGCUCCACCCAGGUUUAGCGAGUCUCCCACGAGCGAUAUCGAAUCCAAGCCGCCGCCGCCCCCUCCGGCCAAGACCAGCCGUGGGAAACGUGCCCGUAACAACAACACGUCCGGCGAGGACAUGAGCAACUUCACCGAGACCCGCUCCUCCAUCCACAGCAAGCUGCGCAACAACAACGGGAACGGGAGCAACGGCACGGGGAAGACUGGGCGGAAGGGGAGCAACAAAACCCCCACCAAGGACGACGACGGGAAGCCUGACACGCCGCCGGGUACCAAACGUAAGGCCAAGUCGUCUACUGACGGGGAGUCGGUCUCAAGCACGGACGAAGUCAAGCCUGCCAAGCGGAUGAGGGCAAAUUCAAGAAGUACCCCUACACCACAGAGCGAGGGGCCCGCACCAGCCCUGAUAGAGUGUCCUCACGUGAACUGUAACAAAAAGUACAAACACAUCAAUGGCUUGAGAUAUCAUCAGGCACAUGCUCAUCUGGAGGACACAAAGACGGCACCAGAAAACCGCAAAGAAAACAGUACAACUGCUGCGGCUCCAUCCGCCCUGAGCUCUCUGAUUAAAGAAGAGAAGCUCCUACAGCAGUGUAUGGUCGCCAUUCCGGAUAAACUGAGAGAACUGGCCGACAGGGAGCGGCAGAACCUGGGGCCGACCGACCUGACCAAGAGAGAAGACGAGAUGCCCAACAAAGUCCUGGACAGCUUAGAGAAGCUCGACAGUCUAAAGAGGAAAGAGCAAGAUAACAUACAGCUGAAGGAAUCGGAGAGCUUGUUAAAGAUCAAGGCUGAAGCAGCCAGUGAAUACGAUUUUCCAGGAGUUAGUUUCCCUACUGAGAAGCCAACAGCUAAAACGGCUGCUUCUUCAGGAAAGGGUAAGUUUGACUUCUUUGCCAGAGGAAGAGGUCCUCGCAGCCAGGGCCGGAGUAACUCUGGUGGGCCGGAUGGUCGGGACAAGUCCAAGCUGGAUCAGCACCCCGGCGUACAGAACGGCUUUCAGCACGGCGCGGAGGCGUUAUCAUCGUUCAUCGGAGCACAUCCUGCUCGCCACGGAGCGAUUCUCAAUAGACAGGCGGAUCCAAGAGGGAUUCCAAGUGCGAACGUAAAUUCCAUGGACGGGAAAGACUCCUCCAGCGUUGGGUCACCCACUGCGCCCCCAAACGUCAACGUGUUCCAACUCCCCCAGCAGCAGCACCUCAUGGCGCAGCAAACCUCGGUCAUUCAGAGCACCACGGCGCACACGGACAGAGACGUUACCGGGUUUGUGGAAAAAUCCAAGACAGGAAACGACAAAGAGAAAUCAAAGAGAUCGCCCGGUAGUGCGGGGUCAUCCAAGAGUGAGAGAACCGCCGGCAAGACUAAAGCGGCUCGGCCUAUCGCUCCCGCUCCAGCAGUCCCCCACCUGAUAGCAAUCCCCUCAUUCUCCUCUUCAAACGUAGCCGCUUCAGGGAUACAAGCCAUCUCCACAACCCCCAAAACACCCUCCACGUCAGCUCUGAAACCUAUCCAGCCCAAACCAACAAUCAUGGGAGAACCGCCACCCCAAACCAUAUCUGUUCCCAACUUCAAGGAGAAGAAGCACAAGCAGAAAAAACGAAGUAAGGAUAAGAAUAAAGAUAAGGAAAAAGACAGACUGUCAAAAGAGUCGAAGAGCAAAGAAGACACGAAGGGAUCAAAAGCAAAUGAUACUCCCUGUAAUCUAUCCACAGAGCACUCUGAAGAAAAAUCGUCUGGUAAGAAUAACCAUAACAUAGCUCCCCAGAAAGUGGACAAAUUUGGUCUUCCCCUUUCGAACUCUCCCAACGGCCACACCACUUUAACUGACGUGAUAAGUUCCGUUUUGUUACGUGAUGCUCAAGGAAGCAGCAUCCCCUCCACCGUAAGGACGUUUGACAAUAACAAGUUCUCUUAUUCAUCUACAUCUACACCCAAUCAGACGCCGCUAGUACAACAACUUGAAUCAUCGCGAUCAGAGAGCGGUAGUCCUGCCUACUCGGACAUAUCUGAUGAAGGAAACGAUCCGAACAAAUCCGGUGGAAGGUCUAAAACCUCUCGGCGAGUAGAAGAUAGGGAGCCUGCUUCUACCAAUCAAAACUCCGUCAAGACUGACGAUGAUGCUGAAAUAUCUUCAGGUUUUCAGUCUCACUACGCUUCUAUUAGAGCAUCUCACACUGCGACCAGUGCCACUGCGUCCUUACACAAUCCACUAAAACGAGAGGCAGAAGGAUGUGCUGAUACCGACAUGCAUUCAAGAACACAAGAGCCGGAUCAUAAGAAAUCACGGCCGAGUUCGGCCUCCUCCCGAGAGUCGACAACAUCCCCAGAUAAGCAGGAGAAGCUCCGACAGUCUCCUCAGCAGCAGCAACGACAAUCACAGCAUCCGGGCUAUGCACAGUAUCCUCACUAUCAGUAUCUCGCAUACCACGGGUACCGCAUUGACCCGGCCUACCACAAUUACUUAACGGCCGCCGAUCCACAGUACAGGCAACAGUAUGAAAAACUCAUGGAAGAACAACAGUCAAGAUUCAGGGCUGACCAAGACCGGAAGGUCAAAGAUUCAGGAAAAGAGAACUCCGAGGGGUCGAAGAGCAGUUCUGACUUCCGUGGUGAAGAAAAGGGUGAUGGGAAGGAGUCUGACCAAAUGGACGCCUCCAACCCACCUCAACUAGAGCCUAUUAAAGACGCCAGAGCCAAGGAGGACUCGAAAGAUGGAGAAUCUUCCCCGGCCAGCAGUUCCGCUUCUUACCCCUCCCAGCCGCCCCCGCUGAAACGGGCUGACGACACGGACAGUCUGAAAGCCAAGCAGAGUGAGAAUCACCAGAUCAUGAGGGAGAGUAUUGCGCUAAAGGCACAGCUAGAGUCAGGCCCACGUAGGACGUCAUCCUCAUCAUCAUCCUCAUCAUCCUCAUCCUCACAAGCAGCGAUGGGCUUCGAUCCCAGAAUCCUGUACGCGCAGCAGCAGGAGGAGAUGCGGCAGUACUACCUGUACCAGCAGCGGGUCGCGGAACAGCACAAAAUGGAGGACGAGCGCCGGCGGCAGAUCAAAGCUGAACACUCCCAGAACAGACUCGAUCCGCAGCCCCGGCAGAACCACAGUCCGCGGACCGACCAGAAACAGCGGCACUCUGACGGCGGAGGCAGCCGGAAGGAGUCGGAGAAACCACCCGCUAAACUCAAGGAGCCCAGCUCGGGGCAAAGUAGUAGAUCGUCAACGCCAAGCAAGAAAAGUCCAGGUUUAUUGUCGAAGGAAGAUGUAAAGGAAACUGAGCAAUCUGCAAAGCAUCUAGAACGUCGUCUGAAGGAAGGUCGGGAUUCAAAUGACAGGAAAAGCCAGGAAGGUAGAAGAGACAGUGGGUCCUCUGCACGCCAGGUUCCCUACCCUUACAUGUCGCAGUAUUCCUACAUGCACCCGUAUGCUGCUAUGCACCUGGACCCGGCCUACAGAGGAAUGUACCCCAUAGGCUAUGCAGGUGCUCCGUAUGUCCAUCCACAGUUCCGGUACCAAGGAGACCCGGCAGGUUCACCACAACAAGUCCUCGGCUCGUCAUACAAAGGUCAGUCUGGUAACGCGCACGACCGGCCUCCCACCAUGUCACCCGCCCCGGGGAAAGGCACGGACUCGCCAGACAAGCAGUCCCCGCCCAAGAAGACGCACACCAUCUCACACUACCCCCAGCAGCCCUCUCCCAGGAAGGAGAAGAACGAAGAGCCUUCCGCCAAGCAGAAGUCGCCUCCGUCACCGGCUCCGAAGGAGACGUCCUCGGAGAAGCCCCCGGCAGAGUCCGGCGAGAAAGCCGACCGUAAGGGGACCACUCCACAGCAUCACGUGCACACCCACCACCACACACACAUAGGGGUGGGCUUCCCUGUUGUCGGACAGUAUGACCCUUAUAAUGCAGCAGUACUUUCUGGUCAGCAAUCACCAGGCGUGGUCCAUUCUCCCAUGGCAUCCUUUACACCACGUCGAGAGUAGAGCGUGCCGAGAGUUCAGCCUCGCGCUGGUACCUCCACAGCCGUGAGAAGACAUCGGAAUGCAGAUCACAUUGUAAGCACCGUUUGAUCACGUCGACUCCAGUCGCUGUAUGCAUGACCUGCCCGCACUCCGUGGAAGAUGUCCUUAUUUCUCGCCGCACUGCUCAGAAGUGUGGAGAGAAUUCGCAAAACGUCUCGCUGGUCGCGGAGGGAGUCAAGUAGCCAGUAGAAGACGAUCAAGAAUCAAGAAGCAGCGGUAGAAAAAGUGAACUCCGCACUGCAAACGUCUAUGUUAAGUCUAUGUGGAGUAACCUUGACUGUCUCGCCAAGGACACGGCCGUCUCCAGUACAUAUUCAGGCGAACAGUUACCGCCGAUGUUGUCUCCCUAAAUGUCACAGAUUAUACAGCUUUAUCCACCUCUGCUCUAGUGACACUUUUCUGUCUCUCUGCAGUAAAUAUUCAUUUAUUGUGUCGGCAUAAUUAGACAGUUGAGUGGAGUUGUAAAAUCCUACGGGAAUAAGGUCCAUGGAGUGCCAUCAGUGACGUUUUAUGACGACUCAGUUUUAUUAUCAUGCAGCGUUUUGGUUUCAAUCUAAAAAGCCUACAACGAUGUAAAUGAGAAGGUUGCUGUUUGAUUAACUAGAGAAUUACGAUGGCUGCCUACUCGUAGUGAUGUAUCUGAAUACCCAGAACUGUGUACGAAACAAGCCGGAAAAAAGUAGCACAAGAGAAAACAGCAUAGACUACCCAUCAGAACUGCCCUGUACAUAAUCAAGCUCUAAUGUGCAUGUUUGUAUUGUGGUGUCUGAAUGGGUAUUGACUGACUGCUGUGCAGUUAGAGUUCGUCAUGUUUAUGUAUGUAUGUAUGUAUGUAUGUAUGUAUGUAUGUAUGUAUGUAUGUAUGUAUGUAUGUAAAUAUUCGCAAAUGUUAUCGACUACCGCUCAGAACGCAGUGACUGUAGAAGUGAUGGCUAAAUGUUGCGCUACUAUAAGGCAAACCUGCCCAAACCCCUGCACGAGACCUCCCGUUAAAUAUGUCCGUGACGUUCGUUGGCAGCAAAAUUAGAAAAUAUUGUCUUCUUACAGGAGCAAUGUAUCAUAGGAUUUGAAGUGGUUGCGUUGGAGUGUUGCAUGGAGGUUCGAUAUAAUAAAUUAGUUUUAU
This is a messenger RNA of Branchiostoma belcheri (Belcher's lancelet), 6190 nucleotides long. RefSeq names its product zinc finger protein 608-like. Lineage: Eukaryota; Metazoa; Chordata; Leptocardii; Amphioxiformes; Branchiostomatidae. Gene Ontology annotation, biological process: regulation of transcription by RNA polymerase II. The coding region runs from base 1 to 5028 and encodes 1675 amino acids. The record is from RefSeq and is a predicted model, not a curated record. Gene Ontology annotation, cellular component: nucleus. The transcript has 7 exons.